CUGGAGACAGUGAGAGUAAAAUAUGCUACAAAGCUGAGCUAUUCGGGUGGGUGUUGGACAGCUGAGAAGACAUGGAAGUAGAAGGCAUAAGUGACUUCAGAGCACUCCGAGCAAAAUUUCAAAAUGAUUCCAGUUUUUCAAAUACUGUGCCACAACCACCCAAGAAGCCUCCUGCAGAAAGUUUACACCUGCCAAGCUCUGACACUAAGGGUGUGUCCAGUCCCAGAAUCCUGAACCACGGUAAAGUGCUGGUGUCAGAACAAAAGAGAGAACGAUUUUGUUCUGCUGUGCAUAGCUCAGAGCUAAUGCAAUCCAAACCUUUUGUGUUGCCUAGAGUCAAGCAUGGCAACUUGUAUCUAGCAGAGAAGAAUGAAGAUCCAAAGAAUAAAGCGUUGGAGGGAGCCUUUUGUGGAGAUGCACCUCUUAGAGGGGAUUCACAGAAAUCCCGUCCAGCUUCUUGCAUUUAUCAGCAGGCAUCUGUUAAUGCAAAUUCGGAGGAAGAACUGUUAAACUCCUUCCAACAUACUCUGCAGAUCUGGGAAAGUGCUUCAGCUCAGAACGACAGAAAGUGUGCAGUGCUUCCACCACCACAGUGUAUAAGUGGGAAUCAUUCUGCUCAGCCACGGAUUCUGAACACUACCCUCGGAGCAGAGAGCAGCAAAAUGAGAAAUGCUGAGAAAGAGCAAGUACUGGAUUUCUCUACCCAAAAGAAAUGUCUCCCAGCGAGCAGAAUGCCUGUAGUGCCCCAGACUUCGUCAUCUCCCCAUCCAUCCAGAGGUUACAAGAGCACUGAGCAAAGCCCUAAGACGACUGGAUUCUCUCAGCUUGCUUAUGAUCCACACAAGCCAAGUGAGACCUCUCAGUAUCUGAAAGCAUCAGAACCCUUUCUCCAUCAUGCUGGCACAGAAAGACAACUUGACAUCAAAGAUAGCAAACCUCCAAAAGUUAAACCACUUCCUUCAGUUGAAUCUCUUGGUUCCCCUCCAAAGAAACCUCUGAGGCCCCCAAAAGUGAAUCUCAGUGCCUUCCGGCAGUCAGCCCCACAUGUCAGCAGAAGAAAUGAAACCGCUGCUGUAGAAGAUGACUACAUGGCUCCUGAAAAUGCUGAAUCUGAAGAACUACAUAAUUAUGAAGAAACCAUAUCGUACGUGAAACAAUCUGGGAACUCUCUAAACUCAUGUGCCAUUCAGGAUAUUGCUGACUUAUCUAGCACGGGAAUCCAAGGACACGAAAAGAAGCAGAAAACUUUUCUGUUUGGCACAUCCAGCAUUGAAAGAGUCACAGAGGAUGAAAAAAAGGAAAAAUUGAAAUGGGAUCUUGAUAGAGAGAGGCAACAGCAAGUGAAGAAAACGACCAAGAUUAGUGGUGGUGCGGAUAUGCUCCAUACGUCACAAAUACAUCAAGACAAUGAAGGUGGGAAGAACAAGCUACAAGUUAAGAAGAGAGAUGCAACUGAUGUCAUCCAAACUGGGAAGUGGCUGGCAAAAGAUGGAGUAGAACGUUCUCACUAUGUGUGCGUGGAUGCCUUGAAAGCGGAUGAAGACAUGGUGGCCUUGAGUCAAAGGAUUGUGAAGCCAGUGCAGACAUCAGAGGAUGUGUAUGAUGAUGUAGAAGAGAGUGAGCAUGCCGUGAAUCAAGCCUCUGAUGCCUUUAGCUCGUUCACUUCAGAUAGCUCUUCAGAAAACAAGAGUGAUGAAAUAUAUGAAGAUAUUCAUAAUGGGGAUUAUAAUCCAAUCAAACUGGAUUUGGAUAGAAUAGAAAAACUAAAGCAAUUUGGAAAGUUUUUCAAGAAAGACAUAAUUAAACUGAAGAAUGUCAAGAUGAAGGAAAACCGCUGCAUACUGUCCAGUUCAGUACCAAACUUAGACGUUGUGUCCCAGGGAAACAUGGCAUACGAUGACGUUGAUGUGGAUCAAAAAGAUGGAAAAGAGAAGGAUGACAAACACAAAAAUUGGACUAAAAUUCUGAUGUCAAAAGAUAAAGAUCAAAUAAGAAGCAGUGAAGAUACAGAAAGAAACUUCUUCAAAGCCAAGAAAUAUAAUGUAGACAAGAGAAAGAAGGUGGCAAAAGAAGAGAAGUUAUUUAGAGAGAAAUUUAUGUACAAUAAGGAAAUCACAAUCAUUAACACAGCAGUCGCACGCUGUUCUGUUGCAAGCAAAGGGAAACUUGAUUUACCAAUCACUGCCGGAGAACAAAUGGAUGUUAUUGACGUCGCAGAAGAGAAUCAAGGAAUAUGUCGCAAUUCUGAGGGCAAAUAUGGCUAUGUGCUAUUGGAGCAUUUGGAUUUCAGGUAA
This is a messenger RNA of Gopherus evgoodei (Goodes thornscrub tortoise), 2294 nucleotides long. It is a transcript of the gene FYB2, whose product is annotated as FYN binding protein 2. Gene Ontology annotation, cellular component: plasma membrane. NCBI's taxonomy places the organism in Eukaryota, Metazoa, Chordata, Testudines, Testudinidae. The record is from RefSeq and is a predicted model, not a curated record. Gene Ontology annotation, molecular function: protein binding. Gene Ontology annotation, biological process: T cell receptor signaling pathway; integrin-mediated signaling pathway; protein localization to plasma membrane.